This is a messenger RNA of Alexandromys fortis (reed vole), 1374 nucleotides long. RefSeq names its product gamma-aminobutyric acid type A receptor subunit alpha1 (gene Gabra1). The coding region runs from base 7 to 1374 and encodes 455 amino acids. The record is from RefSeq and is a predicted model, not a curated record. Gene Ontology annotation, biological process: signal transduction; gamma-aminobutyric acid signaling pathway; chloride transmembrane transport. The transcript has 9 exons. Gene Ontology annotation, cellular component: dendrite membrane; neuron projection; plasma membrane. Gene Ontology annotation, molecular function: benzodiazepine receptor activity; GABA-gated chloride ion channel activity; GABA-A receptor activity. NCBI's taxonomy places the organism in Eukaryota, Metazoa, Chordata, Mammalia, Rodentia, Cricetidae.
UCCGUGAUGAAGAAAAGUCCGGGUCUCUCUGACUAUCUUUGGGCCUGGAUCCUCGUUCUCAGCACUCUAUCAGGAAGAAGCUAUGGACAGCCCUCCCAGGAUGAACUUAAAGACAAUACCACUGUCUUCACGAGGAUUUUGGACCGACUGCUGGAUGGUUAUGACAAUCGUUUGAGACCAGGGUUGGGAGAACGUGUAACUGAGGUGAAGACUGACAUCUUCGUCACCAGUUUUGGGCCAGUUUCGGACCAUGAUAUGGAAUAUACAAUAGAUGUGUUUUUUCGUCAAAGCUGGAAGGACGAAAGAUUAAAAUUCAAAGGGCCCAUGACAGUUCUUCGGUUAAACAACCUCAUGGCCAGUAAAAUCUGGACUCCAGAUACGUUUUUCCACAAUGGCAAGAAGUCUGUGGCCCACAACAUGACCAUGCCUAACAAACUCUUGCGCAUCACGGAGGACGGCACGCUGUUGUACACCAUGAGACUGACAGUGAGAGCCGAAUGCCCAAUGCACUUGGAGGAUUUCCCUAUGGACGCCCAUGCCUGCCCACUAAAAUUUGGAAGCUAUGCUUAUACAAGAGCAGAAGUUGUCUAUGAGUGGACCAGAGAGCCUGCUCGCUCAGUGGUUGUCGCCGAAGAUGGGUCACGCUUAAACCAGUAUGACCUUCUUGGACAAACAGUUGAUUCUGGAAUUGUUCAAUCUAGUACAGGAGAAUAUGUGGUUAUGACUACUCAUUUCCACCUGAAGAGGAAAAUCGGCUACUUUGUUAUCCAAACUUAUCUGCCGUGCAUAAUGACAGUUAUCCUCUCACAAGUCUCCUUCUGGCUCAACAGAGAGUCGGUACCAGCAAGAACUGUCUUUGGAGUGACAACUGUUCUGACCAUGACAACCCUGAGUAUAAGUGCCAGAAAUUCCCUCCCAAAAGUGGCUUAUGCAACAGCUAUGGACUGGUUUAUUGCCGUGUGCUAUGCCUUUGUUUUCUCAGCUCUGAUUGAGUUUGCCACUGUAAACUAUUUCACCAAGAGAGGGUAUGCGUGGGAUGGCAAAAGCGUGGUUCCAGAAAAGCCAAAGAAAGUGAAGGAUCCUCUCAUUAAGAAAAACAACACAUAUGCUCCAACAGCUACCAGCUAUACCCCUAACUUGGCUAGGGGUGAUCCUGGCUUGGCAACCAUUGCUAAAAGUGCGACCAUAGAACCAAAAGAAGUCAAGCCUGAGACAAAACCACCAGAACCCAAGAAGACUUUUAACAGCGUCAGCAAAAUCGACCGACUGUCAAGAAUAGCCUUCCCGCUGCUAUUUGGAAUCUUCAACUUAGUCUACUGGGCCACCUAUUUAAACAGAGAGCCUCAGCUCAAAGCCCCCACACCGCAUCAAUAG